CACCAAAAAUGCUUUCUUCUUUUUACAGCACGGUCACAAUGUUUUCCACAGUUCUUCUGAGUCAGAUCAUCCUCACACUGUUCUGCCAGGCACUUUGUUACGUGCCCACAAAGGAGGACUUGAAGUGUUUUAAUGACUAUGAGACAGAAAUGAAAUGCAGUCUCUCCUCUGACCGUCUCCAAAGCUGCUCUGGAUACAAGCUCAACAUCACACAUCCUGUAUUCAACAAGUUUGAAAAGUAUACAUGCAUCUUUGAAAGAAGUCAUCACAGUGACAAUUGUGAGUGCAAAAUUAAAGUGCAAGGGUUUGUUGCAACAGAGAUCUUCAAUACUACACUUCUGGAAGGAACAAAUGUUUUAUUAAGCGAAAGAUUCAUGACUUCAGACUUCAUCAAACCGAAAUCUCCAGUCUUAUCAGUGCAAAAGACUGAAAAUGGAAACUUUAAUGUAACUUGGGAUGACCAGUAUGACAAAAGUGGUUUGGUACGAAGAAAUUUUUUUGAAUCCUUGAGAAUAAAUCUGACCUAUGGCAUCAAAGGAGGACAUGAAAAUAUAUCCAAGACAGUGCCGAACACCGUGGGAUCCUUUGAGAUUGUGGCCAAAAAUCUCCAGCCAAAUACCAACUACAUUCUGACAGCAACAAUGAGCUCUGACUAUAAUGAUCAUAGUAUAUCUAGUGACCAGAACGCAACAGUUGAGUUCACCACCUGUAAGUCUAUCUAGAUUUGUCUCAAAUUCAUUACUGCAUGUGUAUUAAUAGUCUUAGAUAAUCCUGAUCAAUCUACUGUAUAUAUGUUUUACAGCCUUUUAUUGUUUGAUGCACAUUGAGAGUUACAUUUGUUAAUGUAAAAUGUAAAGUUAAUAUUACUGUUUUUAUUAUUAUUGCCGUGUCAGUCUUGUA
Sinocyclocheilus rhinocerous is the source of this 900-nucleotide messenger RNA. Its product is annotated as interleukin-4 receptor subunit alpha-like. The transcript has 6 exons. Gene Ontology annotation, cellular component: membrane; external side of plasma membrane. Bases 9 to 722 code for a protein of 237 amino acids. Lineage: Eukaryota; Metazoa; Chordata; Actinopteri; Cypriniformes; Cyprinidae. Gene Ontology annotation, molecular function: protein binding; cytokine receptor activity. The record is from RefSeq and is a predicted model, not a curated record. Gene Ontology annotation, biological process: production of molecular mediator involved in inflammatory response; cytokine-mediated signaling pathway; immunoglobulin mediated immune response.